Ambispora leptoticha is the source of this 1025-nucleotide messenger RNA. The record is from the annotation of a GenBank genome assembly. Lineage: Eukaryota; Fungi; Glomeromycota; Glomeromycetes; Archaeosporales; Ambisporaceae.
AAUUAGCCGCAAGGACUUAUGGUGUUGCGGUGCAUAUUGGAGGUCAUAGUCAUACUCUUCUAUCUAAUGACACAAUUUCCGAAGAUUAUCAUUUAGCAGCGGGUCCGUACCCUACUAUUGUCAAGAAUGCCAUAGGCGAAGAUACUUUGGUUGUUCAGGCAUUUUGGUCUGGCAAAUAUAUAGGACAUUUGGACGUAUCAUUCGAUAAAGAUGGAAAAGUAGUCAACUAUUCAGGUGCACCAAUUCUCGUAGAUCAGUCAAUUCCUCAAGAUCCCAAAAUAGCCGACCUGGUAAAACAAUGGAGAGAACCAUUUGAUCAGUAUACAAAAACAGUAAUUGGUAAAGCUAGUGCACCGUUUGAUCAAUUAUCAUGUCAGAGAAGUGAAUGUACAAUGGGUAGCCUAGUAUUAGAUUCUUUCCUAUGGUCUCAACGAAAAACCAGUAAAGUAAAUGCUGCAUUCUUAAAUUCUGGUGGAAUUCGAGCUGGAUUGAUGGAAGGAAACAUUACUCGUGAGAAUAUUAUAACUAUUUUACCAUUUAGUAAUGCUAUGGUAAUUUUAGACAUGAGUGGUCAAAAUAUUACAGAUAUGUUAGAAAGUGCGACAGGAAGGUGGAAAAAUAUAAUUUCUGGAAAAAGAGUCACUAGUUUUAUACAAUUAUCUGGUAUUAGGUUUAAGUAUGAUAGUAGUAAACCUGUAUUUAAUCGAGUAUUGGAAGUGAACAUACAGAAUAGUGAUACCGAAAUAUUUGAGCCGUUAGAUCUUAAAAAAAUUUAUAAAAUUGUUACUGUCGAUUUUAUUGCCAAUACCGGUGACGGGUUAAUUCCAUAUCCUAUUCAAGAUUUGGUUCCUUUUGACAACCUAGACGUAGCAUUAACAAAUUAUAUUCAAGAUCAAAAAGUUGUUAGUCCAUAUUUAGACGGUCGUAUUCAAGAUAUUUCCCCUAUCACCGUUUACAGUACUUUAUCCCCUCAUGAACCUAUCCAUUUUGGUUAUGACAAAUUAAGUGAUAGUGUGGAAAUCAAG